CUCACGGCCGUCAUCUCCACGCUCGCCCUCGGCGCAUUCUCUCAGCUCGCCACCGCAGUCCCCGCCCCUGCGCCCGCCGCAUACCACACUCGCGACAUCUGGGCCCCGCACAUGACGUACCUGAUGGCAGAGACAGCCUGGCAGUUUGGUCAGGCCUACACCGUCACCUGGGACGCCUCGGAUGCGCCCAUGAAUAUCAUGAGUGGCAACAGCGGCUUCAUCCUCCUCCGUUCUGGCGAUUAUGAGAUGUCUCCUAUCCUCGCGCAGAACAUCCACCUUCGUGAUGGACAGUAUCAAGUGACUGUGCCAGACGUCGUCACUGGUAGCGAUCACAGUCUGGUAUUAUUAAGAGACUCGGGGAACUGGGGUCCGGAGUUCAUGAUCAAUGGCCCGGUCACGUUCUGAACGCGCACUCAAGGAAGCAACUAAACGACAGUAGCACG
Phanerochaete carnosa HHB-10118-sp is the source of this 443-nucleotide messenger RNA. RefSeq lists its product as uncharacterized. NCBI's taxonomy places the organism in Eukaryota, Fungi, Basidiomycota, Agaricomycetes, Polyporales, Phanerochaetaceae. The transcript is spliced from 4 exons. The record is from RefSeq and is a predicted model, not a curated record. Bases 112 to 405 code for a protein of 97 amino acids.